AUGUCUCUCGAGACCCUAUCGCCCUCGCACCGCAAACGCCCCUUCCCGCUCCUCAGGCUCCCGUACGAGCUGCUCGACACGAUUUUCGCGACCAUCAACAGCGGUAAUCGCGUUGCGGCGUACGUACAGUCGCUCAGCCUCGACUUCUCGCGCUGCAAAGAUGUCAACGGCACGAGCGAGACAGGAUUCCGUCGCCUCGUCGGCCCUAAAUCCUUCAGCAAGACGCUGAGCCGCCUCGACAAGCUGCGAUGCCUCGAAAUGAUUGAGCUAGAACGAGACCUGGCCCGCGUCCUGUCGACUCCCGACCUCGAGCUUUCGGCGCUGCCUCAGCUGCGCACCCUCGUUAUCAGUGAAUGCGACACCGUCGGCGAUGAGACGGUUUGGGCCCGUCGACUUGCCACCCUGGACGAGAUUCGCCUUUCGAGAUGGGUGCACCUUCCGCAGGUCGCCACGUCAAUGCGUGCAGGCAGACUCGUCCUCACCGGCUUUGAGCUGGACGAGUGGCCGUGCUAUGACUUCGCUCAAGCAUUUCCCACUCUCCAAAACUUCGAAGCAUACGACUUGGAUGCCGAAUCACGGUUUUACGAUAUCGUUUCUCGUCUUCCGAGGAAUCUCAAGGAAUUGCGUUUGGUCAACAGCGACGUCGUCAGCACGCAGGCCGGCGGCUCCCUCGAUGUCAUCCUUCCCGACUUCACCAUGGUAGAGACUCUCUACCUCUGCUACGGGACCUUCACCAUUCCGCCUCUUCGCGCCUUCCUCGACAUGGCAGACACGCUCGUCUGCCUCGGCUUUGGGCUGAACAGCCCCGUCACCGACGACUUUCUCCAUUCACUCAUCGAGGGCCCUACACGCCUUUCGCACCUUCGCACGCUCGAGCUUGACUAUGUCAUCUGCAGUCGUGGUCUGACAAUGCAGAGUCAAGGCUACAGGUUGAGCAAGGAUGCCAAAUUCACGCCUUUCCAUGAGUACCCGGACUGGCACGGGCCUGACUGGCCUGUCAACUGUUCCCCACAGGGCCUGUUGCGGGUCAUGGGGGCGGCUACUAGCCGAGGCGUUACUUUGAUAGCCUCGGCGCUGGACGCGCAGUCCUGGGAGGACGACUACAUGGGCGAGGUCUAUGACGGGCUCAUGGCCUGGGGUCUGGAGGUGGACGAUUUCAAGGAGGCGAGGGAAUUCCUCGGUGACCGAGCCGUCCGUGAUUUCCAGUCCAUGUUCUUUUCCUUCGUCUGA
Rhodotorula toruloides NP11 is the source of this 1230-nucleotide messenger RNA. RefSeq lists its product as uncharacterized. The transcript has 3 exons. Lineage: Eukaryota; Fungi; Basidiomycota; Microbotryomycetes; Sporidiobolales; Sporidiobolaceae. Bases 1 to 1230 code for a protein of 409 amino acids. The record is from RefSeq and is a predicted model, not a curated record.